Odontomachus brunneus is the source of this 751-nucleotide messenger RNA. Its product is annotated as protein FAM32A. Bases 232 to 576 code for a protein of 114 amino acids. NCBI's taxonomy places the organism in Eukaryota, Metazoa, Arthropoda, Insecta, Hymenoptera, Formicidae. The record is from RefSeq and is a predicted model, not a curated record. The transcript has 3 exons. Gene Ontology annotation, cellular component: nucleolus.
UGCCAUUGUAGAAGACGCUGUAGACGUCCCUUUAAUCGAGUAAUGGCAUUGAAACUAUAACCUUUUGAGGUACUUUUAAGCCAAUAUUGAAGGAAGAAAGAAAGAACAUCACUACUACCAUUUACUACUGUUUCUUCGCAAGAGAAACAAAUUUGUUGAUCUUAAAAAAUAACAAAUAAAAAAUAGUUUUGUCUAAUUGUUGACAUAUAAGAUUAAUUUUGAUCAAUCACGAUGCCUGCAACGAAUGCCCAGGAUGACCCAUAUGCGCACGCUGCAAAGGAACCGUUGAAAUUAAAAAGCGACCAGACAGUGAGCAAGAGGAAAAAGAAGAAGGAUGAAAAGAAGAAGAAAUUAGUAGAAGUAUCAAAGAUUAUUGAGGAGGAAAAAUCUCAAAAGAUAGAAGUAAAACGAACAAAAGCUGAGCUUGCUUUCCAAAAAAUGCAAGAAAAGAUGCAAACUGAGAGAAUCAAGGAGAAAGCUUCUAAGACACAUAAACAGCGUGUGGAAGAAUUCAAUCGUCAUUUAGAUAGCUUAACUGAGCACUUUGAUAUACCUAAAGUUAGCUGGACAAAAUAAAUUUCUGUGUAUGCUCCUAUAUAUAUUUAUAUAUUGUAAAUAAUUAGUCUUAACACAUACUUGCACACAUACUUAACACAUACUUAACACAUAAAAAAAGAUAUCUCUUUAAGUAAGAAUCACCUUAAGAAUGUGUUAAUUUAUGCUAUCAAUAUAGUUGUAUUACUAUAUUUUA